Molecule: messenger RNA, 4357 nt
Organism: Xiphophorus hellerii (green swordtail)
Lineage: Eukaryota; Metazoa; Chordata; Actinopteri; Cyprinodontiformes; Poeciliidae
Gene: sart3
Product: spliceosome associated factor 3, U4/U6 recycling protein
Biological process (GO): RNA processing
Molecular function (GO): RNA binding; protein binding
Source: RefSeq, a predicted model, not a curated record
AGCCUUUCCAACAUGGCAGCGCCAAGCAACGCAGAGCAAACGCAGUUGCAAGAUAUGGAGGAGGAAGAAGCAGGGAUGGAGGAAAGGGAGAUGGAAUCGGACGAAGAGGAGGGCAUGGGUGUGGAAAACUCCGAAGACGAAGAGGACGACUCCUCUGAGGACGAGAAGGAAAAUGAAGCUGAGAUCCAGCGAUUGGAGGAGCAGCUGUCGAUCAACGCCUUCGACUACAACUGUCACGUGGAUCUUAUCAAACUCCUCAAGCAGGAGGGAGAACUUUUCCGCCUGCGAAAGGCAAGACAGAAGAUGAGCGAACUUUUCCCUCUAACUGAAGAGAUCUGGCUUGACUGGCUCAAAGAUGAGAUCCGCCUGACUGAGGAGGAUUCAAACCGAGAGAAAGUGUAUGAGCUGUUUGAGAGAGCCGUGAAAGACUACAUCUGUCCAGAUAUUUGGCUCGAAUAUGCCCAGUACUCUAUUGGUGGCAUGGGGUCACCAGGUGGGAUAGAUAAGGUGAGGUCCAUCUUUGAGAGAGCGGUGACGGCGGUGGGGCUUCACAUGACCAAGGGACAGACGCUGUGGGAGGCGUACAGAGAGUUUGAGAACGCGGUUUUGUCCACAGUGCAGCCUCCCCCUGGCAAGAUUCCCAGCCGCGAGGAGCAGGAGCUGCUCUCCGCUCAGCUCGAGCGGAUUCAUACGCUGUUUCGCCGCCAGCUGGCCGUUCCCUUAAUGGACAUGGAAACCACCUAUGCAGAGUACGAGGAGUGGUCAGAAAACGGAGUCCCCGAGACGGUCGUCCAUCUGUACAGAAAGGCUCUGCAGCAGAAGGAAAAGUGCAAAUCUCACGAAGAGACUCUGCUGGUAGCCGAACCUCCCAAACUGGCCGAAUAUCAAGCCUACAUUGAUUUUGAACUGAAGGAGGGCGACCCGGCACGCGUCCAGAUAACAUUUGAACGGGCUCUGGCUGAGAACUGCCUGGUACCAGACAUGUGGACUAAAUACACCACAUAUCUUGAUCGCCAGUUGAAGAUCAAGGAUUUGGUCCUGUCCACUCAUGAGCGAGCCGUCAGGAACUGUCCCUGGACCAUGAGUCUGUGGAAGAGCUACCUGCAGGCUCUGGAGAGGCAUGGGGCCGACCAUCAGUGUGUGUCAGAUGUUUUUGAAAAGGCGCUGAAUGCAGGUUUCAUUCAAGCGACGGAUUAUGUAGACAUAUGGCAGGCAUACCUUGACUACCUGAGGAGACGAGUGGACUUCAGUAAAGAAUCCAGUAAAGAGCUAGAAGAGCUACGCGCUGCCUUCUCUCGAUCCCUAGACUACCUGAAGCAAGAUGUUGAAGAACGGUUUGGUGAAAGUGGAGAUCCAUCUUGUGCCAUUAUGCAGAUUUGGGCUCGGAUAGAGGCCCACCACUGCAAGAACAUGCAGAAAGCAAGAGAAGUGUGGGAUAACAUCAUGACUAAAGGGAACGCCAAAUACGCCAACAUGUGGUUGGAGUACUACAACCUUGAAAGAGCUUAUGGAGACAUGACUCACUGCAGGAAGGCUCUCCACAGAGCGGUUCAGUGCACCUCAGAUUACCCAGAACAUGUCUGUGAAGUCCUGCUCUCCUUUGAGAGGGUAGAAGGUACGUUGGCAGACUGGGACACAGCGGUGCAGAAGACAGAGACACGGCUGAACAGAAUAAAUGAGCAGCGAGCAAAGGCGGCAGAGAAAGAAACUAACCUGGCGCGUCACGAGGAGGAGAAAAUGGAGCAGCGGCGGAAGGCCAAGGCAGAAAAGAAGGCCCAGAAGAAAGCCCAGAAGACAAGUCGAGGCGGGGAGAAGAGAAAAGCAGAGCAAGAUGAUUAUCAGGAGGACUGGACUGAGAAAUCGGCUCCUAAAAGGCAGAGAGGAAACGGUGACAGCAACACAGAUGAGUACAUGGAGACAGAGACCGGACUAUUUGUGAGGAACGCCCCUCCUGGGAAUAAGUAUGGUGGAGCUAGGAAUGCCCAGCAGGGGGCAGCGGUCGCCUCCCAGAGGCAGAACGCCGACCGGCGCGAGCUGCGAGACGACAGCUGCAGCGUGUUCAUCAGCAACCUGGCGUACACCCUGGAGGACCCAGAGGCCAAGCUGAAGUCACUCUUUGAGAGCUGCGGUCCGAUCCGACGGGUCCGACUGAUCACCGGCAACAGAGGGAUCUCCCGAGGUUACGGCUAUGUCCAGUUUGAGUCGGCGGCGGCGGUCCCUGAUGCUCUGAAGCUGGACAGGAAUGAGGUGGAGGGCAGACCCAUGUUUGUGUCACCUUGUGUUGACAAAAACAAAAAUCCUGAGUUUAAGGUGUUUAAGUACAACACAUCGAUGGAGAAACACAAAAUCUUCAUCUCUGGGUUGCCGUUCUCCUGCACUAAAGAGCAACUGGCGGAAAUCUGCAAACCUCACGGCAGCAUCAGAGAUGUUCGCCUCGUCACGUACCGCUCAGGGAAACCUAAGGGUCUGGCAUAUGUUGAGUUUGCAAAUGAAACGCAGGCGUCUCAGGCGGUGCUGAAACUAGACGGCAUCGAUGUGGAGGGCAACAAAGUCUCCGUUGCCAUUAGCAACCCCCCACGCAAAAGUCUGACAGACAAGCCUGGCUCCAGCAGACCCAUGGGAGACAUAAUGCCUCGUCAGGUUUACGGAUCGAGAGGGCGAGGACGCACCCAGCUUUCUUUACUCCCUCGCUCUUUGCACCGUCAACCGGCGCCUCCAGGCAAAGUGGAGAACGGGACCGCAGCCGAGGGAGCGCCACCGCCGCCGUCAACGGACAGCACGGCGGCCAACUCGGCCGGAGAGCCGAGGUCUUUGUCAAAUUCAGACUUCGCAAAGAUGCUUCUCAAUAAGUGAGCGAAGCCGAGGGGAGCUGUGAACUCCUCCUGCUGAAAGCCAUCCUGUGUCCUUACAAAUUAGUGUUGGUGAUUUCUGCUGUAGUUGGUUUUCUGACGGUCCCUUUAAUCUGACUCACACCUUCAUCAUCCGUUCUGCAAGAUUGCCUUAACCGUCAUGCUCCUGCCCUCUGUCACAAACCCAAACAAACAGAAUAUUUUUUCUCCAGUAUGACUGAUUGUUUGACUGCCAGACUGGUUUAUAUAUGUAUAAAAAAAAAGUGUAUCAUAUUUGUGUGUAAAUAUGUGAAGCUGUCGAGUUUUCUGCUUUUGUUUCUUGCUGUUUAAGGGAUCUGAUAGAUGAUUAUUUGAGAGUAUUUUUUAAAUAUUCAAAACAGCCGAACUCGUAUUGAUUUAAAAGGAAAAAAGUAUAUGCAAAGGCUCUGACAUGGUGUAAUAUAGUUUGUGUGUACAGUGUGGACGUUCUUUGGUGAUGUUUUAAUUUUGUGUAACUUGGGACACAUCAAACAAGUUUAGCCAUUAUAUUUUUUACAGAUGCAUGAUUUUAUUAGUCAUUGUUUAUUAUGGAGUGCACCUAAUUGAUCCAUCAAACUAAUACGGAUUAAAAAUGUUUUUUAGUCCAUUGUGAGAGUUUGUUUUACAGUAGAGAAGCUGUGAUACUCCUGAAGCUGGAUUUUUGUUGUCAUUGAGGAUAUAGUGUCCUAUCAUUUAUCAGUUUUAUUGCAUCCUUUCGAUCGUUACGUCUGCUUAAGAACAGAGCGUCCGCUAUCAAGUCGGUUAUGUCUCAGAAACUGAUGUUUGUUUACGGGGAUUUAUCGGAGUGUAACUGGAUUUCCUUCUUACUGUGAAGUUUUUAGUAUUCAAGAUAUUUGCUCACUGAGUGACGAUCAACAGCUCACUGGUUGUCCGACUGUGUGGCACUCCAGGAGUCUGUAGACAAACCUCUUAUUAGUUUUGAUAAGCGGUUGAGCAAAUUUAAUUUCGCGACUGCAACUUGGUGGGGGAAAUAAACGGUAAACGGAGUUGCGGUUUGUUGCGAGAAAAUUUUAACGGGAAAGUGCGACUGGAAAGGUGACGCUGUGCCGUUCAGUCCUGGGUUUUUCCUCAGAGGUUCGUUUCAUCCUUAAUCAUGUUAAAGGAUCGCCACGGUAACCCACAAAACAAAUGACGGCUGUCAUCUCGCACGUAGGUCUUUGGAGAAUCUAUGCAGUUUUUCCAUGUCGGGGUGAAGAGGUUGGGUUCUUGUACAUACUGUUCAGUAAACAAAGAUCUCCUUAGUUUGUAAUAAAAGCAGAUUUACAUUUACAGAUGGUAUGUAUUGCUCUCACCACAGUGCCCUAAGUGUAAAGUGAAACUAAAAGUGUAAAUACCGGUCUGAAGUCAUCUUCUGUUUUAAUGUCCAGUACUAAAUGGUUGUAUUGUGAGUUUUGCUGUUUUGUAUGAUUUCUAAAGUUCAUGUUUUAAACUUGGAGGAUCUGAAAAGAAUAAAAGGCUUUCAGAAUUUG